UAGAAACCCGCUUAUUAGUUAAGUCGGAAAGCAACAUUUAGUAAAAACGAAGUUUUUGCAAUUAUUUCAGCAUUUGCUCUCGUCUCUUGAAUGCGCUAGCGAAUGGUGCAAACCCUCUUUGAUCUCCCGACUGGUGACAGCGCUUCCUGAGAAGGAACCAGCCUCGUUUGUUUUCCUCCUCCCUACUCAGCACAGUCAGGAGGAAUGGUAGCCAGUUAGCUUCUCAGACAGCAGUUGUUGGAUUAACUUGUUACCGCUGUUUGGCAUUCGGUUGUUCUGUCACAAUAAUGAAUUUACUGCCUUCAAAUCCGCACGGGAAUGGACUCCUCUAUGCUGGAUUUAACCAGGAUCAUGGAUGCUUUGCCUGCGGUAUGGAAAAUGGAUUUCGUGUGUACAACACGGAUCCUCUCAAAGAGAAGGAGAAACAAGAAUUCCUUGAGGGUGGGGUUGGCCACGUGGAGAUGCUGUUCAGGUGUAACUAUUUAGCACUAGUGGGAGGAGGCAAGAAACCCAAGUACCCAACUAACAAAGUGAUGAUCUGGGAUGACCUGAAGAAGAAGACUGUCAUUGAGAUUGAGUUCUCAACAGAAGUAAAAGCAGUGAAACUUCGACGUGACAGGAUUGUGGUGGUCCUUGACUCAAUGAUCAAAGUGUUCACCUUUACCCACAACCCACAUCAGCUGCAUGUGUUUGAGACCUGCUACAAUCCCAAAGGUCUGUGUGUGCUGUGUCCGAACAGCAACAACUCUCUGUUGGCCUUCCCUGGGACGCAUUCAGGCCACGUACAGAUUGUGGACCUUGCCAACACAGAGAAGCCUCCAGUUGACAUCCCUGCCCAUGAGGGGGCACUGUGCUGCAUAGCGCUCAACCUUCAGGGCACAAGAAUAGCUACUGCAUCAGAGAAAGGGACACUCAUUAGAAUUUUUGACACAUCUGCAGGUCAGCUCAUACAGGAGCUAAGACGAGGCUCACAGGCAGCUAACAUUUACUGCAUUAAUUUUAACCAGGACGCGUCCCUCAUCUGUGUGUCCAGUGACCAUGGCACAGUGCACAUAUUUGCUGCAGAGGACCCAAAAAGGAACAAACAGUCAAGCUUGGCCUCAGCCAGCUUCCUGCCUAAAUAUUUCAGCUCUAAGUGGAGCUUCUCCAAGUUCCAGGUCCCCUCAGGCUCUCCCUGUGUGUGUGCCUUUGGAACAGAGCCCAAUGCCGUCAUAGCUAUUUGUGCUGAUGGCAGCUACUACAAGUUUCUGUUCAACCAAAAAGGAGAGUGUUCCAGAGAUGUGUAUGCCCAGUUCCUGGAGAUGACUGAUGAGAAAAUAUGACCUUUGACCUCUCUUCAGACUUCCUAUUAAACAACCUGUUUUGUUUUUCUUUACAGUCUUUUUAUUUUCAAGGCAGUUAGAGAAGUUUUUUGUUUCACUUCUCGCUAUCUUGACAGACUCUGUAAAAAGAGCAUUAAAUGAAGGGAGAACAAGGAAAAAGAAAAAAGGAAUUUUUUGGGGUGGGAGGGGGCCUCUAUGGAAAGGUGGUUGGCUAGAGGUAUGAACAGUGAUUCAGAUUUCAUCGACCUGCACUGAGGGACAUGGACGAUUUCCUCCUAAACAAAACACAAGGGGAAAAUAAAAGACAACGUUAUUUUUUGAAAGGACAACUUGCCGCUUUUUAAGACGUCUUCCGAGGAAUUUACAAAGGAUGGAUAUUUUUAAUCACACAGAUGAUUCUGAUAGUUAGAAUGAGAAUUUCGAGAUUUUUGUCAACUAACACCACCUGACCUAACAAUAGGGAGUGCCUCUGAAACUGGAGAGAAUCUAUAUGUGUGCACAUAUUGUUGUCUCAUAUAUAUAAAGUAUUUGUGUAUACUAGUGUACCAUACUAAGCGUUUAAAAGCAGGAUCAGAAUGAAGAUGACUGUUUUUCUUCACUUUGGUCUUAAUUAUCUGCAGAAACAUCUACAGCCCCAAACAGAACGCCACCUUAGUAUUACUAAAUUUUCUUGUAGACAUUGUAUAUACACAACCUGCCAGACUGAACUUCUACUCACAAACUGUACAGAAUAGUAGCAAAAGAAAUCACUCGUCCUUGACAUUGUGCAAUACAUAAUUUCCUUAAUUAUUAUUUUUUGUUUUGUUUUGCAGAUUUUUUUUAUAUUUGCCUGAUCAACACAGCUUAAAGAAUUUGGCAUAUUUGUAAAUAGUUAUCUACCUUCUUGUUGAGUGAAGAGUGAUACAUGUCUGUAUGGUAAAUGUGAAGCUACAGAACACAGCUGGUUAGCUUUAGCUUAGCAUAAGGUCUGGAUGAAGGCGUCUAAGUCUGUCAAUCAGUGCUUUUCAGUUUGUUUAUACAAAAGGGUAAAAAUAACACGUUUUGUCACUGUGACUUAUACCACUUUGGUUAGUAGUAGUAGUUUUGUUGCCAUAGGAACAUAUCGACAUGUCAGCUUUGUUGACUGAUUGUAGCAAACGACAUGACAUUUUUGACUAGCACUAAUUGUUCACAAAUGGAAAGAAGGAAAAUUAUUGGUUGUUAUUAAAAUAGGAGUUUCCCGGGCACUAAAGGUAAAAACAAAAGUUCCAGCAAAAUUGAUACUUUCUCAGUUGGUUUGGCCCACAUUUUGCACUUUGCUAAUGAAUACAUUUAGUUCUUGUUACAAAACCAAACUCAAAAAGAGGAUGUCAGAAGACUAGUUGACUGUAAUUUCUCUCUAUAGAAACUAGCAGAGUUUUUCCUGUUUAAACUUAUGCUAAUUUAAGGUAACUGGCUUCUAGUCUUAGCAUCCCAUUUACCCGAUAGAUAAUGAAGUCUUGGCAUACAAGUGACUCAGCAUUAUCUCCACAUUUUGAUUAUUUAUUUAUUUAUUUAAUUUGUUCAGUUUGUGAAAGCAAAGUCCUUUUUCUUUUCUUUUUUUUCAAACUGGGAGUUCAGUGAAAAGAGUAAUACUCUUAAGUCUGUACGGUGAAUCAAAAGCUUUGGCUAGUAGCAGUUUAGCUAAGUAAAGCAGAAAGAGUGGAAAUAAUUAGCACAGCUUUGUUGAAAAGUAAAACAAGUCACUAACCAGCCCUUCUAAUAAACACCUUAUAGUUCAGUAAUUGAGGUCAUGAAACAACUUUAAGUGUUCAAAUAGAAAAUUUAUUUUUGCAUGUGUAUAAUAUAAAAAGAAAGCUAACUAGCUGCUAGCCUUAGUUUUUUGUUUACCUCUAGAAUAUUCAAAUCUUUUUGCAAAAAAUCCACGUUUACCAAAAUGCUGAAAUGUUAAAAGUGAAUGUUGAGUGAAUGUUUCUGCCUCAACAGGGAGCUUAAUAGCCAAACAAAUAGAGAUUUCCUUAAUAAAUAACAAAAAAAGUUUGCUAGCAGCAGCUGAGAUCAACUGUAACAUUUAAAAUUUGCUUUAAGAAUGCACUUGUAUUCAAUAUUCAGCCCAGUAUGAUUAAUCAGAAAUGUCCCUAAAGAUCACCACAUUAUUUUUGGUAAAAGUAACUUCACCUCUUCACUCUGAAGCUAAUUCAGCUAAUGCAAAGUGAAGUGCUUUGUUGUUUGUUGGGCCAUAAAUGGGACAUCUCAGUGUGGAUCCAACUCGGUUGAGCUUGUAUAAGCGACGCUGUUAAUGGGUGCUUUUUUUUUUUUUUUUCUAUCCAUUUGUCAGCUGCUUGACAACAUUUUGUUGAUUCAUUGCAAAAUUUACAUCACGUGUGUCACUUUUUGGGUCGCAUUGUACUUUUGUAGGUGUAACGCUGAAUAUGCACGGGACUUGGCGGGUACCGACUACAGGAGGGAUGCUGCACAAACUGAAAAGCCAACCUGCUUCUUACACACUCAGAAUGAUUGUAAAACCUACAUUUAAAUUUGUGAAUAAAAUUUUUAAAAUUU
Pelmatolapia mariae (spotted tilapia) is the source of this 3863-nucleotide messenger RNA. RefSeq names its product WD repeat domain 45B (gene wdr45b). Gene Ontology annotation, cellular component: cytosol; extrinsic component of membrane; phagophore assembly site membrane. Gene Ontology annotation, biological process: protein localization to phagophore assembly site; nucleophagy; autophagy of mitochondrion. NCBI's taxonomy places the organism in Eukaryota, Metazoa, Chordata, Actinopteri, Cichliformes, Cichlidae. The coding region runs from base 288 to 1322 and encodes 344 amino acids. The transcript is spliced from 10 exons. Gene Ontology annotation, molecular function: phosphatidylinositol-3,5-bisphosphate binding; protein binding; phosphatidylinositol-3-phosphate binding. The record is from RefSeq and is a predicted model, not a curated record.